CUCGCUCCUCGUUCGCAACGCGACAACGCGUGCGCGUUUUUCAAGUAAACAAUUUUGGCAAGCAACAAGGCGCGGUCAGAAAUUUGUAAACUUAUGUGAUGCGGAUUUGAAUUGAUUUUCCUUAUUUCUUUAAACUUGGUUAAAAAGUCUCUCUGUCGAAAAUUUAUACAGCAAUGAUCAUUAAAGCAGCAGUGACCACCCUCCUGCUUCUCAUCAUUCACACAGCUGAUGCCGGGACUUACUGCUACCGAUGCGUGUCCACUCAUCCUGGUUGUUCAACGCCCUUCAACUGGUACUGGCACACAGGGCAGUGGUGCCCUGAGGAGGAUGACAUUUGCGUUAAAAUAACCGAGAGGAAAGGACCAAUUGAAGUAAUCACUCGAGACUGCUUGAGCGCGGUGAAACCAUUCCGAACUGACAUUCCUGCUGAUCGUUAUGAGGGAUGCCGCUUUGCUUCCAAAGACGUUAAGCUUGCUCACUAUGUCAACAACUCAAUUGCAGAACUUGACAUCAGAAGGGAUCACUUUGAUGAAACAACAUGGUGUUUCUGCUAUUUUGACUGGUGGUGCAACAGUGGAUUUUCAAACAUUCCGUCCAAGUUUCUAGUAGGAGCUAUUUUUAUAUUGGUGAAGUAUAUACUGCACUAAAUCUAUUUUUUCGAAAGAUAUACACCCAUGUGACCGCAUUGACAGUAAUUUGUUAAUGCAAACUGCUUAAUGUCACUUUUUUAUGAUCUUAGGUUUAUUCUAUCUCCGUCCAUUUACAAUGUUAAUAAAAAAUAACAGCAAAUGAAUUAAU
This is a messenger RNA of Cloeon dipterum, 798 nucleotides long. It is a transcript of the gene crim, whose product is annotated as QVR superfamily protein crim. The transcript is spliced from 5 exons. Gene Ontology annotation, biological process: sleep; positive regulation of voltage-gated potassium channel activity; regulation of synaptic transmission, cholinergic. Bases 174 to 647 code for a protein of 157 amino acids. NCBI's taxonomy places the organism in Eukaryota, Metazoa, Arthropoda, Insecta, Ephemeroptera, Baetidae. The record is from RefSeq and is a predicted model, not a curated record.